CGGACAGGCGGCACCCAGUCCUGGAACGCAUGGCUUCCCGCGCCCGGGCGGGGCGUCUGAGCGGCAUUAGGACCCAGGCGCGGCGCGGGUGUGUGUCACCAGCUUCCUCCACUGGCUGGGCCGAGACUCCAAGUUUGGGGUCCGAAGCACCGGGUAAGGAUCCCGGGUGUGCGCGCGUAUGUGCAGCCGCCCCGCAGCCUAUCGCCAGGGCCAUGGCCACAGCCACCAGGCGCGUGUUCCAUCUACAGCUAUGCGGUAACUCUAGUAUGUCGCAGAGUGGGUUCUUUGAGGAUGCAGGCUAUUUCAAGUGUGACAUGGAUGAUGCCUCUGAAACCCAUGAUGAGAGCCUGGGGGAAGAGGCCUUCGACACGGUCAACUCCUCCAUUGUGUCUGGCGAGAGCAUCCGUUUUUUUGUCAACGUCAACCUCAAGGUGCAGCCCACCCAGGCUGCUGAGAGUGAAUUGCCUGAUGGCUGCGGGCUCCUCCACACCUCCCGAAAGUACCUGAAGAUAAAGGACUUCAGGGAAGAGAUCCGAGCGCACCGAGACCUAGAUGGCUUCCUGGCACGGGCCAGCAUCAUUCUGAAUGAGACAGCCACCUCGCUGGAUGAUGUGCUGCGGGCCAUGAUACUCCGCUUAAUCCAUGACCCUGACAACACUGAGCCUGACUGCAACGUGGACUCGCUCAUGGCCAUGCUCUUCACUGAUGCCGGUACCCCCAUGGAGGGUAAAGCCCACCUGCUGUCGGAUACCAUCCAAGGAAUUACUGCCACCAUCACAGGGGUGCAGUACCAGCAAUCAUGGCUCUGCAUCACCUGUACCUCCAAGUCCUUACUGAAGCGGCACGUGUGCAUCAGCCGCCUGGAUCGCCCGCAGAACUGGGGGGAGAAUUCCUGUGAGGUGCGAUUUGUCAUCCUGGUGCUGGCCCCACCCAAGAUGAAAAGUACCAAGACUGCAACGGAGGUGGGGCGCACAUUUGCCACCAUGUUCUUGGACAUCACAUUCCGCCAGAAGCUCCUAAAGACCCGCACAGUGGAAGAAUUUAAAGAGGCCCUGGUACAUCAGAGACAACUGCUCACUAUGGUGAACCACGGUCCAACCUCCAACAGAAAGAGCUCCGUCAGCAUCCAAAGACAUCACCAGCCCCUGCAGCUCAAGGACUUUCUCCCUGUGGGGAAGGGCAUCUGGGAGGACAUUGCUCGCAGGUUCCCUGUAUACCCACUGGACUUUACCGAUGGCAUUAUUGGGAAAAACAAGGCUGUGGGCAAGUACAUCACCACCACCCUGUUCCUCUACUUUGCCUGCCUCCUGCCCACAAUUGCUUUUGGGUCCCUCAACGAUGAGAACACGGAUGGGGCCAUUGAUGUGCAGAAGACCAUGGCUGGGCAGAGCAUCGGAGGCCUCUUAUAUGCGCUGUUCUCCGGGCAGCCGCUGGUGGUGCUGCUGACAACUGCACCCCUGGCUCUCUAUACCCAUGUGAUCCGUGGCAUCUGUGAUGACUAUGAUCUGGACUUCAGCACCUUCUAUGCAUGGACAGGCCUGUGGAACAGUUUCUUCCUUGCACUUUAUGCCUUCUUCAACCUCAGCCUGAUCAUGAGUCUCUUCAAGAGGUCAACGGAAGAGAUCAUCGCCUUGUUCAUUUCCAUCACAUUCGUGCUUGAUGCUGUUAAGGGCAUGGUCAAAAUCUUCCAGAAGUACUACUAUGGUAACAGCCUUUGGAGCUACAGCGCAGAUCACACUUCCCUGAAGAGCCUGCUGGGCCUUGGUGCCAGCCUCAACACCAGCUUCCACAGUGCCCUCAAUGCCAGCCUCUUGGCUAGCCCGCAGGGGCUGGCCUCAGUGAGCGGCCAUCCCAGUGUUCACACAAGCCGGGAAACGGCUGUGCUCAGCCUCCUUAUUAUGCUGGGUACACUGUGGUUGAGCUAUACCCUCUACCAGUUCAAGAAGAGCCCCUACCUGCACCCUUACAUGCGGGAGAUCCUGUCAGAUUGUGCCCUCCCCAUCUCCGUGCUCACCUUCUCCCUCAUCUGCUCCUAUGGAUUCCGGGAAAUUAAGAUGAGCAAGUUCCGCUACAACCCCAGGGAUAGCCUGUUUAAGAUAGCUGAGAUGCACUCGCUGUCCCUGAACGCCAUCAGCAGUGCCAUGGGCUUGGGCUUCCUGCUCUCCAUGCUCUUCUUCAUUGAGCAGAACCUGGUGGCUGCCUUGGCUAAUUCACCAGAGAACAGACUGGUGAAGGGCACAGCCUACCACUGGGACCUCCUGCUCAUUGCCAUCAUCAACAUGGGGCUGUCUCUGUUUGGGAUGCCCUGGAUCCAUGCCGCCUACCCCCACUCCCCACUGCACGUUCGGGCACUGGCUCAUGUGGAGGAGCGUGUGGAGAACGGGCACAUAUAUGAGACGAUCGUGAAAGUGAAGGAGACGCGGCUGACCACCCUGGGCGCCAGCAUCCUGGUGGGCUUCUCUCUUCUGCUGCUGCCUGUCCCACUGCAGUGGAUCCCCAAGCCUGUGCUCUAUGGCCUCUUCCUCUACAUCGCCCUCACCUCCAUUGACGCCAACCAGCUCUUUGAGCGCCUGGCCCUGCUGCUCAAGGACCAGGCCUCGUACCCACCUACUCAUUACAUCCGGAGAGUACCCCAGAGGAAGAUCCACUACUUCACAGGCCUGCAGAUACUGCAGCUGCUGCUACUCUGUGCCUUUGGCAUGAGCCCCCUGCCCUACAUGAAGAUGAUCUUUCCCCUCAUCAUGAUUGCCAUGAUCCCCAUCCGCUACAAGCUGCUGCCCCGAAUCAUUGAAGCCAAAUACUUGGACGCCAUGGAUGCUGAGCACUGAGCCUGACUGGCAGGCUCUGGCUACAUCACAUUCACCUGUCUCCUGGGAGUUCCUAGGCUGGCUCUUUGUGUGGGGAGGUGUGGGUGUCUUUCGGGGUGUUGCUCUAUGCUGUGCCCCCUCACAGCUGUCCCAAUAAGCCUAGGGCAUUUGGGCAUUUUGGGGGUUCGGUGGUGUAUGCCUACAUUUCUCCAUUAGCCUUUUGCUUUGGGUCAAGAACACUGCUCAGGGCAGCUUCUACCCAGGGUGAGACUAAGCAGAACGGAUUUUCUUUUGAUAAAAGAGUCAGUCAGAUGCCUGAAAGAAACUAUUUCCUUGAUUGUGUAAGGAACUUGCUGUGUGCAUAUUAGAAAAUAAAGCUCCUGUUUCUGUGCUUCCA
Pteropus alecto (black flying fox) is the source of this 3204-nucleotide messenger RNA. It is a transcript of the gene SLC4A11, whose product is annotated as solute carrier family 4 member 11. Bases 30 to 2828 code for a protein of 932 amino acids. NCBI's taxonomy places the organism in Eukaryota, Metazoa, Chordata, Mammalia, Chiroptera, Pteropodidae. The record is from RefSeq and is a predicted model, not a curated record. The transcript is spliced from 20 exons. Gene Ontology annotation, molecular function: solute:inorganic anion antiporter activity. Gene Ontology annotation, cellular component: basolateral plasma membrane; plasma membrane. Gene Ontology annotation, biological process: transmembrane transport; monoatomic anion transport; monoatomic ion homeostasis.